Molecule: messenger RNA, 246 nt
Organism: Linum trigynum
Lineage: Eukaryota; Viridiplantae; Streptophyta; Magnoliopsida; Malpighiales; Linaceae
Source: the annotation of a GenBank genome assembly
AUGCGUUUAUUCCGAGUGUUGGACCUUUAUGAUACAUUGAGGGUCUUUUCCAGCGACCAGAGCAACACCAGAGAGCUCCACCACCACGCCGACGUGGCCAUGCUAGUGCUUCUUCAACAUCCAGAGUCGGAUAUUCUUCCUCGAGAAACCUUGAGGCCCGAGUCUCUGCCCUCGUGGAGUAGUUUGCAGAAGUUUCAUCCCAGAUCGGCCGAGAGCGUGACGCUCGAAGACAUUCACACCGAUUGA